UCCUCCCAGGGCAAGAGGAAGCAGCACUCUCUACUAUAGUUCUUGCAUUUUUCAUACAACUUCAGCCUCAUACUUCCAGGCUUCAAGGGAUGAGAAUCUGUUCCAGCUUGCCUCGGGGCAGGUAUGAGGACCUGUAAGGGGUCUGGGGCACCUGGUUACACGGCAGUCUUGUCUCCUUGGACCGAGGUGGACAGAGGUCGCUGUCCUGGCUGCCAGCUGCCCCGGACAAGGUCGGAGCAACUUCCCUCAGUAGCUCCAGUGGGUGUGGGAAGCGUCUGGAGGAGUCCUGUGUGUCUCCGGGCUGUGUGCGGGCGGGCCCGGGACGUUGGAGCGGCAUUGGCCGGUGGCCGGUGGGUGGAGUCGGGUCUGCCGGGCCCGCCCCCGGGAUGUGGAGCGGCGCUGCCGUGGCCGGGGGGCGGGGCCGACGCGCUGUGAGGUCAUGUCGCCAGCCCCUCCCGGCGUCGCUACGCCGCCUGCGAAGCCCUGACGCCGGCGCUGGGAUUCUGGAGACCCGCGGUUCGGGCGGCGCGAGACCAUGGGCGCUCGGCUAAGCGGCGGCCAGGGAGCCCCGGAGCAGGUGCAGCCCCAGCCCGAGCCCCAACCCCAACCCCAACCCCAACCCGGGGCGCCCGAGGCCCCUGAGCAGCCUCAGCCUGAACCCGGCCCCUGGGGGCCGCUGGACGAUGUGCGCUUCCUCAUCGCCUGCACCUCCUGGUACUGACAAGCCGCCCUGCGCAGUUACUGCCCGCUGCCAGCUGUCGUUCUGUCCGCCUUCGCCUGGUUCGUCUCUUAUGGUCUCUUUCCACCCCCGGUGCCCAGGAGACGCUCGGAGAGUCGCGGAGGUCACGGAGGACUAUGGAUGGGGCACCGGCUGGCCUCUAGCUCUCUCCGAAUUUGUUCACUUCUCAGCCCGCACCCACAGCAGCUCAAACCUUCGUGCUCACCCCCACCCCAUAGCUUCUUCAGCGGUCUGGGUCCUGGGGCAGCCCUCUCCGGCACUGGCUUCCAAAACCAGGCCAGGAUUCCUGAUUUGCUUACUCAAGGAACCACUAGAGUACCUCUGAGGACCACUGUUUGAGAAAUGCUGUCUGAAGGGGUGAAGUCAAUCUGUGGAAACGUCUCUUAAAUGGCUGGGCUCCCUUCUCAUCAGAGCUUAGUGAACUCAGACGUCAGUGCUUGACUCACUGAAAAGAGAUGAGGACAGAAGGUGCCUGGAAGCAGCCCCCGAAAGGAGCUGGAAGGUACGCUGGCCCAGACUGCCCUCCACACAGACUCGGAUGACGUGGACAAUCGGACUUGCCCUUUUGCCCUUACGUGCAACGGUUCUCGGGGAGAGCCUUUGAAACACACAGAUGGAGGCAGCUUCUAAUUCAGGUGUUCGAGGUAGGACCUAGGUAACAUUUUUUGUUUUUAAAAUAUAAAGUCCCCCAAGUGACUUAUAGUGAUUGGGUCAGGCUGACAAACCCAAAGCGGCUGCUCAACCUCGGCACCACUAGCAGUGGGACAGCUGAGUGUCCCCGUGUGGGGCAGGAGGGUCGACCCCCCCCACUUCGGAAGCCCUUGCCCAAAAGGGAGUCUAGUCAGGCCUGUAGGUCUAAUGACCAAUAUUCAGGAUAUAGGAGGAAGGGAGGUGUGUUAAAGGCAAAUCUGAAUCUCAUCAAGUCAAAUGACCUUACUCAGGACAAGUGACACGGUUCCUUCAACAGGGCCGGGGGUGGGGAAGCAAGCCGACUGCUGCAAACAACCGCUUAAGAGACGUCAACCGUGUAUGCCAUGUGGGUAUUGUCUGGGUCCGGAUGCAAGCAAACAGCUGUAAAGGACGUUUUUGAGGUGAUUCUGGGAAAAUGGACCCAAACUGGGAAUUGGAUUUUAAGAAAUUAUUGAAGAUUUUGUUGGGUUUCAUAAUGGUUUUGUGGUUGUGUUAAAAAUAAUCUGUUAAAGGUAUGUCCUAAAGUAUUUACAGGAGAAAUGAUAUUAUGCCAAGGAUUUUCUUUAAAAUACAUCAGCCAGAAAAUAAAAGUGGCAGGGAGAGAGAAGGUGAGGUGGCAGUGACAUCAUGUGGGGAAUAGCUGAAGCAAGGUGGUGGGCGCCUGGGGGUUCAUAUUAUCAUUCUCCCUUCUUUUGUGAGUUUGAGGUUUUCCAUAAUGGAAAUUUAGAAGAGAGAAGAAAGCCAAUAAACACAAAGUUCCUAGGAGGCUCCAAGUACUCCCUCGUUGAAUUUAUGUGGAAAUUAAACGAGAUAAUAUACAGGUGCUCCAUAAAUCUUGGUUCCUUUCAUCUCCUUCCAGAAACUGUCCUAGGGCAACCUGCUGCAUUCCAGUUCACCUGUCAGGGGCCUGUUGCUAAGGUCAGGGGCUGCAUCUGAACAGUUCAUGCUUGGCUUUCCAGAGCACAGAAAAGUCCUGACUCUUGUCCAAAGAAGACAUUGGCCAUAUUGGAUGAUCUAUCAGAAUUGGCAGUUGUUCUUCAGGAUGGGGUGGGACAGACGGGAGGAUGCUGGGAUUGUGCCCACACACAGGUCCCAGCUCCUUCCCACACAUACCACCAGAAAUUCUUGGGAUUUUGAGAUGUGGCCCAAGGUCUCCAACAGCAAGGAGGGCUUGCAGGCAGUAGAAACCCCAGAGCUGGGAAGGGGAGGGCAGAGUUAUUAGGAGUGUCUUCCCUGUGCCUCCUCUGGCCAACAUCCCUUUAAGAAUUCAUUUGUCUCUAUCAGGGCUAUAACUAAAAUCUUGUCAGCUAACUGUGCCUGGCAUAUAACAGGGCUCAAAAACGUUAGUUUCUUCUCCUCACACUUUAUCAGUUAGCACAGACAGCCCUUCCUUGACACUGAUUCAAGAAGAAGGGAAGAAAGAAUAACUGUUCAGAAAGCCAGGAAGUGCACCCAGGACAUAAGGAAGGGGUAACAGGGCAGAGGAAAUGGUGCCAGAUAGCAAAGAGGACCAACAUUUGAAGAGGGCAAGAGACAAAGAGAAAUUUAACAGUUUCCUAUCUUUGCCGAGGCUGAGCCUUGGCCAAACCACUCUUUGACAGAUAAGCCAAGAGUGGCAGAUCCUUGAUUCACACAAUGAUCUGAAAUGUUCUCAAGGAGGCUGUCCCCAUCCCCCGUCACCAGACUCAGCCUCUGGGGAAAUGGGCCUGUAAGAGUCUGCUCUCAGCCUGAAGCCUGGCUGAGGAAAGAGAAGGCCCUGUGUUCCCAAACGUGCCUAAGUUUAAGAAUCAGAAUGCCCAGGGGACGGGCCUGGGAAUCUGUUUAUAACAAGAACCCCAAGUGAUACUUAUGACCAGGCAAGUGAGGGAAACCCUGGGGAUCAAGAUGGUAUUUCUCAAGGUGAUGGAACACCUACAUCAGAAGUGCCUGGAGAAUUUAUUACACCAAGUGCAGAUGUCCCAGAAUGAGAGAGUCAGAGUAGCAAGACGUUAGGGGCCUGGAACCUGGAAUGUGCAUUCUUUAGAAAGAUCUCUGGGUUUUUCUGGUGUGCCCUGCAGUUUGAGAACCAUGGAGCUUAGCUUGGUAGCUAAGAGUAUGUGCUCCAGGGGUGCCUGGCUGGCUCAGUCACUAGAGCAUGCAACUCGUGAUCUCAGGAUCAUGAGUUUGAGCCCCACGCUGGGUGUAGAGGUUAUUUAAAAAAAAAAAAAGAGUAUGUGCUCCGGAGUCAUAAUGCCCAGGUUCAAAGCCUUAUUUCACCAUUCACUGACUAGGGGACUGUAGGGAAGACUACUUAAUGUUUCUAUGUACCUUGGUUUACCUAUCUGUAAAAUGGGGAUGAUAAUAAUAAUACAUACAUACUACAUAGCACAUGGAAAGCACUUGACACAGGCCUUAGAAUAUCAACAUGCUAAUCGUUACCUGUUCUCAUCUAAAAGCCAGAAUCCUCUAUCCCUUUCUCCUCCAGGCUCCCUCUGCAUUUUCUUAUUUCCUUGGUAUUUCUGCUACAUCCUUCAGUAGUCUGCUUUGUGACAGAGUGACUUAUGCACACGUUGUCUCCCCCACUCAACUGUGGACUAUCAGAGGGCAGAGACUGUGUCUUUUUUGUUUAAAUGUUUGGAUACCCUCCCCCCCCCACCCCGCCCUGGGCUGUGUAUCAUGUUACACUAGUGUUGGAAUGGGUCUUAGAGAUCACUAGUCCCGCCCCUCAUUCUAUACACAAGGAGGCUGAGAGGGAAUCAUGUGCCCCUAAUCACACAGCUAGGUGGUUGGACUGUGGCUUGAGCCCUAGUGCUGCCGGCUACCAGCUAUGCCAUUUGAGUCCCAAGCUCUUUUCUCUUAAAAAUGGGCAUAAUGAUGUACACUUGCUUACUUACUAAGCAAGUGCCUUAGGAGUAAAUACUGAUGAGGAACGCUUUUGCAAGCUGAAGGGUAUUGUUACUAGUACGUACAAUCUGACUUGACUCCAUAUAACAUUCACUGAGUUAUCCACGGAUACUAGAGUGAUUCUGGGGCUCAAAGGAGAGAGAGUCAGGCCGUCUUGUACGAUGGCCUUUGAAGCCCUUACCAGCCAGGCCAGAGCCUACCACUUUCAGACCCCACAUUCAGCUUUAAUGACUUUUUUACCUCUUCUCCAGCCUCUGAUCCAUUACUUCAUCUUAUUCAUGGCCUGACCCCUCCCUCUGGACUCACCCCCCUUAGACCAUUUACUAAGAGAUCUGACCCGACUCCGUGGAUGGAUCAGUGUUGAACAUUAUCAGAGACCGCAGUUUCCACCCUCUUAGGUUCUUAGUUCUUGGGCCUAAAGCUCCAGAGCAGGAAACUCAUCUGUGGCAUCCCAAGCUCUUCCUCAGGACUCCCUUCCUUGACAACUGAGCAAUCCAGGACUGAACCCCUGUCCCCCUCAUGGCCUUACCA
Molecule: messenger RNA, 4843 nt
Organism: Ailuropoda melanoleuca (giant panda)
Lineage: Eukaryota; Metazoa; Chordata; Mammalia; Carnivora; Ursidae
Gene: MMP24OS
Product: MMP24 opposite strand
Exons: 4
Coding region: 536-721 (61 amino acids)
Source: RefSeq, a predicted model, not a curated record